CGCUCUCACUCUCACUCUCCUCCUCUCUCUCUCUGUGCUCUGUUGCUCUGUUGAUAAGCUCUUGCACUUGCCAGUGGCCAGCUUACAUAACCCGAGCGCUGCUCAAUUCGGCUGCUCCGUUAGUUCGUUUCGUGUAUAAAACGCGCCGCUGCAUCGUUAGCCGAAUCAUUUACAGUUUGUCGUUGUUCCAGCAGACGACACAAAGCAAAAACAAAGCCCACAUCCUUUAUCCAGUAAAUCGAAGCGUUAUGGCGGCGUAUUUCAUACUGAGCGCUCUGCUGCUCGCCAGUCCCGCUGCAUGGAGCAAGCCAACCUUUGGACGUGAGCACGUGCACAUACGCAUCCACCUGCCGGAAAGUGGAGGCGACGGUGGCCACGAUCAUGGCCAUGGCGGAGGCGGCGGCGACUUUUCCACUUACGAAAUACACGAUCAGGGUCAUGGCGGCGGUGGAUAUGGCGGCGGUGGCGGCUUUGGCGGCGGCGGUGCUCCCCAUGUGAGCACCUUUGCUGUCAUCACUGAGAAUCAUGGUGGAUCGCUUGGCGGCGGUCAUUAUGGUGGUUCCGGUGGCUACAGCGCCGGUGGACACGGUCACGGACACGACGACGGCAAACUGGCUGUGAUCGCUGCUGCUGCAGGCUCUUCCUCUUCCCAUGGCAGCGGCGGCUAUGGCGGCUACAGUGGUGGACACGGUGCCGGUGGCUACAGCGGCGGCGGCGGCGGUGGUGGACAUGGUCUGGCUCAAAUCGCCGCCAUUGCAGCCACCUCUGACUCCUCAUCGCAUGGCGGCAGCGGCUAUGGCGGCUACAGCGGCGGUGGUGGUGGUCACGACGAUGCCCAUUUGGCAGCCGUGGCAGCGGCGACUGCUGCCUCCUCGGGCUCCUCGCACGGAUCUGGUGGUGGUGGAGGCUUCAGCAGCUAUGCAGCGCCCGCCAGCAGCUAUGGACCGCCAGCCAGCAGCUAUGGACCGCCAGCCAGCAGCUAUGGAGCGCCAGCCAGCAGCUAUGCAGCGCCAGCCAGCGGCUGGACGGGCACCGGCUCCAGCUACAGCGGCGGCAGCAGCUACAGCACCGGCAGCAGCUACACUGGCGGCAGCAGCUACAGUAGCUCAGGCGGCGGUGGGGGCGGUGGCUACAACUACUCCCCGCCCACUGGCGGCUGGUCCGGCGGCAACUCCGGCUGGGCCUAGGCUAACGGCCCGCUCUGACCAACCCUGGUCGUCUAGUCUAUGUUCAUGUUCAUGGCCCCCGCGCCCCAUUGGAGAUAAUAAGUUAUGAUUCACUCACUGAUCAGCAUACCCAUACGCAGCAUCCAUUUCAGCAUCUCUGCAACAUUUACUCUUCGUAUUUAUGUAACCGACCCCUUUCACUCGCCCCCAUAAAAGGGGGAUUAACCCAAAUGUUAUGUCCAUGUACAAAAUAAAGUAUGUAGUGUAAUAAUUUAAGAGCAAAAACAAAACUUGACAAACUUGAGUCUAACCAAAAGUCAAAGCCACAAGAGAUUAUGUCAGCCUGAGGUGAAAGUGUAAGAGACGAACAAGAAGAAGGUGGAUGGUUGACGGGAGAUUCGAGAUGGAAGGUGGGAGAUUCGAGAUGCCCGUUCAGCGAUGAGCUGAAGAUCAAGUUGAAGACGUAAGACGCGAUGAUGCAAUGCAAAUUCAAGAGCAAUCGUAAU
Molecule: messenger RNA, 1672 nt
Organism: Drosophila arizonae
Lineage: Eukaryota; Metazoa; Arthropoda; Insecta; Diptera; Drosophilidae
Source: RefSeq, a predicted model, not a curated record